Molecule: messenger RNA, 10639 nt
Organism: Chelonia mydas (Green sea turtle)
Lineage: Eukaryota; Metazoa; Chordata; Testudines; Cheloniidae
Gene: EVI5L
Product: ecotropic viral integration site 5 like
Exons: 20
Coding region: 304-2814 (836 amino acids)
Source: RefSeq, a predicted model, not a curated record
GCGAGGGGGCGGGGAGCAGGGCGGAGCUGCCUGCCUGCCUGCCUGCCUGCCUGCCUGUCAGUCAGUCAGUCAGUCUGUCCGCCCGCCCGCCCGCCUGGUCCGGGCAGCCGGCGGUUCCAUGGCCGCUGCGGAGCCCGGCGCCCCCGCCCCCGUUCAUGCGGUGACUUGGGGAGAGGAGGCCGGGCCCGCCCCCGCGGGGUUCGGUCCCCCGCCCCCCUGAGGAGGAGGCUGGGGAGCCGCUAUGGCAGCGCCGCGCAGAUGAAACUUUGACUUUCCUGAAGGGUGUUCCUGUGGAUUUUGCGAAUGAACAUCCCUGAUACCCUCAGCCUUCCUGAGAUGGCAAGUCCGGCAGUCAGCCCAGACUCUUCCUCCCAUGAGGCUCUUUCUUCUGUCAACUCUGCGCCAGCAUGCUCCCCCACCUCAGAUUCAGAGAACCUAAGCCCAGAUGAGCUGGAGCUGUUGGCAAAGCUGGAGGAACAGAACAGGCUGCUGGAAGCAGAUUCCAAGUCCAUGCGCUCCAUGAAUGGCUCCCGCAGGAACAGCGGCUCCUCCUUAGUCUCCAGCUCCUCAGCCUCCUCAAACCUGAGCCACCUCGAGGAGGACACCUGGAUCCUAUGGGGGAGGAUUGUCAAUGAAUGGGAUGAAUGGCGGAAGAAGAAAGAGAAACUGCUGAAGGAGCUUAUACGGAAAGGAAUCCCACACCACUUCCGAGCCAUUGUAUGGCAGCUUCUGUGCAGUGCCACAGAUAUGCCUGUCAAGAACCAGUAUUCAGAGCUGCUGAAGAUGUCUUCCCCCUGCGAGAAACUGAUCCGGAGGGACAUAGCCCGCACAUAUCCUGAGCAUGAGUUCUUCAAGGGACAGGACAGCCUAGGCCAAGAGGUCCUUUUCAAUGUCAUGAAGGCCUAUUCCCUAGUGGACCGUGAGGUUGGAUAUUGUCAGGGCAGCGCAUUCAUCGUGGGAUUGCUGCUAAUGCAGAUGCCCGAAGAAGAGGCUUUCUGUGUGUUUGUGCGACUGAUGCAGGAAUAUCGAUUACGAGAGCUAUUCAAACCCAGCAUGGCCGAGCUAGGCCUGUGCAUCUACCAGUUUGAGUACAUGCUGCAGGAGCAGCUGCCUGAGCUGAACAUCCACUUCCGCUCCCAGAGUUUCCUCACCUCCAUGUACUCCUCAUCCUGGUUUCUCACACUCUUCCUCACAACCUUCCCUCUGCCUGUGGCCACCCGAGUGUUUGACAUCUUCAUGUAUGAGGGGCUGGAGAUCAUCUUUCGUGUGGGGAUGGCCCUCCUGCAGUUCAACCAGGCAGAGCUGAUGCAGCUGGAUAUGGAGGGGAUGUCGCAGUAUUUCCAGAAGAUGAUUCCUCAUCAGUUCGACAGUUGCCCGGACAAGUUGAUCCUGAAGGCAUAUCAGGUCAAAUACAACCCCAAGAAAAUGAAGAGGCUGGAGAAGGAGUAUGCUGCAAUCAAAAACAAAGAGAUGGAGGAGCAGAUUGAGAUCAAAAGGCUCCGGACUGAGAACCGCCUCCUGAAGCAGCGGAUCGAGACCCUGGAGAAGGAGAGCGCUGCCUUGGCAGACAGACUGAUCCAGGGCCAAGUCACCCGCGCACAGGAGGCCGAAGAGAAUUACAUCAUCAAGCGAGAGCUGGCGGUGGUGAAGCAGCAGUGCAGCUCAGCCACGGAGAACCUGCAGAAGGCCCAGAGCACCAUCCGGCAGCUGCAGGACCAACAGGUAAACCCCCGGUUCACAGAGGAUUUUGUGAAUCACCUGGAAACAGAGCUGGAGCAGUCGCGUCUGAGGGAGACUGAGACACUGGGCGCACUCAAGGAGAUGCAGGACAAAGUGCUGGACAUGGAAAAGAAGAACAGCUCGCUGCCUGACGAGAACAACGUGGCCCGUUUGCAGGAGGAGCUCAAGGCACUGAAGGUACGUGAGGUGGCGGCACUGACCUCACUCAAGGAGCUACAGCUGCAGGUGAAGGAGCUCAAUGACAGCUGGCAGGCUCAUCUGUCACGGACCGGUGGGCGCUGGAAGGAGUCCCCCCGCAAGAACACCAUGAAUGACCUCCAGGACGAGCUGAUGACCAUCCGCCUGCGGGAGGCCCAGGCCCAAGCCGACCUCCGCGAGCUGCGGCAGAGGCUGGUGGAGCUUGAAACCCAGGAUCAGAUUCACAGUAAUCUGCUGAACCGGACGGAGCAGGAGUGCCUAGGGCUGCAGGAGAAGCUGCAAUACCUCACUGCCCAGAACAAAGGGCUGCAGACGCAGCUGAGUGAGACCAAGCGCAAGCAUGCAGAAUCCGAGUGCAAGAGCAAAGAGGAGGUGAUGGCGGUGCGGCUGCGGGAGGCCGACAGCAUGGCAGCCGUGGCAGAGAUGCGGCAGCGGAUUGCUGAGCUGGAGAUCCAGAGGGAAGAAGGGAUGAUCCAGGGCCAGCUGAACAACUCUGACUCCUCCCAAUACAUCCGGGAGCUCAAGGACCAGAUUGAUGAGCUCAAGGCUGAGAUCCGGCUGAUGAAGGGCCAGAAGCCCUUCGAGGACUCCAUGGGCUUUGAUGGCAUCCACAUUGUGAGCCACCUGGCAGUGGACGAGGACUCGCUGCACUCCUCAGAUGAGGAGCUGCUGACCAACCCCAUGGUGGUGGGCGCGCUGCAGGACGUGCUGUACCCACUCUCACCCUGCAAUGCCCGCUUCCUGCGGGGCACGGAGAGCUCCGGCAAAGAGAGCGAUGGCUCCACGGACAGUGAGCCCGAGGACCCCACCUCCACCGCUGAGGCUGAUGGCGAGAUGGAGCCGCAGAUCAUCUUCGGAGAAACCCUCAGCAAGUGAGAGGAGAUGCCGAUGCCAGGGGGAUCCCCCCCUCCACCAAUCGGGCACUGAGCGGGCAGCCUGGAGAGAAGAGACUCCUCUCCUUGGCGCUCUCAGUAGCAGCAGGUGGGGGAGAUCAUAGACCCAACAUGAUGGCUGGACUUAGAGAGCAUUGCACGUCUGCUGCCAUGCGGGGACAGCUCUCCAGCCGGCCUGUGUUAUACAGAACCUCUUGAUUGUUGUCUGCACUGCCUUUCUCCUGCUCUGUCGUCACCGGUAGUUACACUCCGACUCCAUUGAGUAACCCUUGUUCACCCAACCCCACCCCCUAAUGCCUCCUUCUUGUAUUGCCCUUUCCCAAAAGUUUGCACACUUGAGAACUCAGCUCAGUGUCAUCCUGAGCGGGUGUGGAAGCGGCAAGGCCGCUGGAUAUCCAGGCCCAAUGACCAUCCGCCUGGUCCGAGCACCUGUGGGCAACUGGCCAACAAACCAUUCCCUCCCCUCCACACUCAGAGGGCAGGAAAUUGGGUCUCUCUUCCUUUUAUUUAAAUGCAUGUCCCUGAUGAUCCCGAGAGCAUCUGCUCGGAGAGGGGAGAGUUGGAGGCCUUCAUAUCCCUAUUCUCAAGGGAGCUCUCCCCAGGAUGGGAAGGGCCCAGCGCGGGGGAUUCUGGAUCGAGGAGCCUGCUUGGUUACGUGAGAUAUUAUAUUUUAUUUUUGUUCUCCAGAUGUUAUUUAUUUAAACUGUUAUGAUGCCAACUGGGCUCCCCUCGGGGAGCUCCAUACUAAGCUUUAAGUUCUAGGAAAUUACACUGACCAUUAUUGUGUCAUAAGGAAAUCUAGGGGAGCAGCGUUCUGCCCUGCUGCCUUCCUGUCCUCCAUCCGUAAUGGAGCUGCGCUCUCAAUCUCCUGCACAGUUAAGUUCUCCAGAACGUGUUGUAAUUGUUCCCUUUCUCUUCUGCUCCAUAUGGCAAACUGCAGGGUUUCCAGCUAAAUUCCUAACCUCCCUGUCUGGAGAGGGCUAUGUGGAAACAAAUCCCCUAGGAGAACCUUUCUUACUCUACCCAGAGAGCCACCUUAAACCUCGUGUCCCUACCAAGAUCUGUCUGGUGCACAGCAAAGGUGCCCGGUAAGCAAGAGCAGUUUCGGGAGGAGCCUAGAGAGAAGUCCCCAGCCAGGAAUCAUCUGGAGAAGGUUUGUUUCUAUGCAUGAUGGGGCUUCACCUCCCUCAGCCAGCCUGGCCUGUGUUUCUCUGAACUGGCUCUCCCAGCUCUGCAGCUGGCACCAUGUGUCCGUACCGUUUCAGUAGCCCCGUGAGAUGCCCUCCAGUCUGCCAGAGCAGUAAGGAGAUUUGGAGCGAUGGAUGGACGGCAUGCACGGCUCAGCGAGCCCUGGUCAGAUGAUGGAAAUGCCAGCUCCUUGGAGUAGCCCUUAAUAGAGAGCUCAGCUCCUAAUCAGAGAGAAACCCAAGCUGCUUAUCUCCAAAUAGGCCACCUUGGGCCAGAAUUGCUGAACCAUUCACCACUUCGAAGCCUGCCCUGGUGAUCAGGCAGCAGGUGAAGCAGCUUCCUUGGGAUGGAGCCAAUCUGCAAACAUGAUCCCCCUUGAAGGAAUUUUCCAAUAAAGUGCAGCCUGCCGUGCUCCCACCUUGGCUAGCUACAUCGUUCUUGGCAACAGUGCCCAUCAAGUAUCAUUUGUGUGGAAGAGCUGGCCAGGCCCACCACCACAGCCCUUCACCCAAAGAGCUUUGCUUGCAGUCAGCAAGCCAGCUGCUCAGCUGGUGCAAAUCCCCCAAGCUCUGCUGCAGUAAAUGGCGCUACACUGAUCUACACCAGCACAGGAGCUAGUCCAUUCUGUCUACAGCUCUGACUCCUAAUUUCCAGUGUCGGGCUCUGCUUCCCUCACUACGAAACGGUCCAGAUUGUGCUUCCAUUUGUUUGUGACAGAGUCAGUCUUGCAUCACUUCCUGGCGGUGGAGAGAUGCCAUGGAGCUGCAAGCCCCUGAGCCUGUAGUGUCCGUUCAUUUCCACCCCCUCUGUGCAGCAGAAACACAGCUCCAUUCCAACGCCCUUCGAGGAGCACGGGUGGAAAAUGGAAGGCGAGAUCUCCAGGAGUGGCUGCUCCCAGCAGGGAUGGAAGAUCUCGGGUGGCUGGGAUGAAGGCUGAGUUUUCCAGGCACCUGGAUGGCAGACGAAGGCCGUGGGGCUCAGGACCAGAGUUCACGUGGUGCUGGGACAUGGCGGGAGGGCCCCUUUGGGGCCAUUGUCGUGUCCCUGGGAGAGACUGAUGCUGCUAGGCACAAAUGGCCGCUUUAAAACCUUGAGCGCAUGGGGUGCAUUGUUGCCCAUUGGCUGUUCUAUUUAUGGAGGGUACCAGCCAUCGAGAGCAGCCUGUGCGCAGACCUGCUCAGGCAGAGAGAAGCAGAAUGCUGGAAGGGGUGUGGAGCUGGCUGGAUCCAUCAGUCCCUGUGGAGAUUAUCUGGCUUGCUCUCUUAUGGAGUUGAGUUUUAUUUCCUUUCUUUCUUUCCCAUCCUGCCCCUGCUUUACACCCUCCUCUUAUUUCCCUUCUGCUCUCUGAAUUCAAUAAACCCGGACAUCCAGCAGCUGAGGAAAAGCCAUUCCCACGGGUGGCUUUGCCUGAUUUCCUCUCCGGCCGAUUGCAAAUGUCACUUUCAAUGCACUGUAUACCUCCAACCCUCCCCUGCCAAUAGGUAUUUUCAUAGCUUUCCCCUUCCCUGCUGGUGUAUUAAGUUCACUCGGUCUGUUUCCAAAGGAGGGAUGCCUUGGACCUCCCAGCUUGGCAGAACCUUCCCCCAUAUCCUAAACCUUCCCCUUCUGAGAUGGAAAACAGCCCCAGUGGACCUGAAUGCUUGGAUUGAGCCCCUCACUGGCCCACUACGUCACUGGACUGGAGUAUUAUGUAUACUUAUAUAAAUAUGCCUGGGAGAGGCUUUGGUUGGGUAUUUAUAAUCUGUAUAUUUUAAUAUAUAUAUUAUAUAUAUACAUGCUGCACUGUAUUGCCAAAUUCUUGUGAUACCUCUCCCCCUUCCUCCUCCCUCCCCCACAGAGAGCAGCAGCAUCCCACAUGAGCUGAGGGUGAUUAACAUGCAGGCCUUUCUCUGCCAUUGCCUUUAGCUCCAGAUGCCACUUUCCUAUGCUGGGGGCCCUGUUUACAACAGAAGAUGGCUUGUGAAUCCAUUUGCUGGUUACGGAGCUGGUCAUACGCGCCACUUCGUUAUUUUAUUUAUUCUGUAUAGCACCAGACGAGGACUAGCAGCUUCAGAGAGCGGCCUGAAGGCACGAGCCCUCUGGAAAUAAGGGAUUGAUUUGGAGCUCCUUCCCCCAUUGGUUGAUUUCAGUGGAGUUGCUUCAGAUUAACGCUGGAAUAACAGAUCAGAAUCUGUCCCAUAGGGCCAAGUCCUUCCUGUACUCGGCAUUUACCUGGGCCUUACCCAGUCAAGGAGCUGAGAGCUUUGCCGAAGGAAAGGCUUUGGCAUUUGGCUCCUAUUAAAGGACUUCCAAAGUACUACAGCUGGGAGCAGUGCCGGGGCCACAGCUGGAGGAUUCAGGGUAGCAGCUGUGUCAGUCUGUAUCUGCAAAAAGAACAGGAGUACUUUUGGCACCUUAGAGACUAACAAAUUUAUUUGAGCAUAAGCUUUCGUGAGCUACAGAGGACACUGUACUACUUCUACUACUAAGAGCAGUGUGUCUGCACCAGAUCCAUAGCUAGUGCAAAUCGGCAUAACCCCAUUGACCCCAGUGCACUUACGCUGAUUUACACCAGCUAGGGAUUUAGCCUGUUGGCUCUAGCACCGUGACACUAACUUACACUAACUGGAGAUCUGGCCCUCAGUACUUAGGCAAAACAUGUCUUUGAAAUCAGUGGGAGUUUUCUAGAGUAUAUCCUGAGUAAACUGAGUAAAUCGUUCACGGUCUCUGGCUUUGGCUCUUUGACUUCGCUGGGAAUUUUGCUGUAGUCAGGAUCAGGCCCUUAUUUUCACACCCUUUCCGAGAAGACAGUCCCCUUUGGCAGGUUUAUCACGUUCUAGCAGAGACUUCGCACGUCGCACCUUGCAAUUGGGUGUGACCCUGCUGUAGGGAGCAGACACUAGCCCUGCUCUGCUCUGCUGGAAUCCUGUCCCCACUUAGACACACACAGUGGUUUCAGUGGGAUCACACUGGAGUUAGUAAUAGCAGAAUCUGGGGUACAGGACGAGUGGGCUCCAGAUGCCCCCUUUCCUCUUGCAUGCCCACUUCCACAGCUACACACUGAGCAGUCAGGUGUUCAGGACCGGCUCCCUGCCCACCGCCACCCCCCAUAAGGAAUCAGCUCUCAGGGAGACCCAGACCCUCCCUAGGACAUCAUCCCAACCACAGAGGUGCUGGGCCAUGAGGAAGCAGGGUGGGGUAAUAUCAUUCCCUGGAGGUGGCAUGAGCUGACUCCCAGUUUAGCACCCCUUCUUCUUGCACAGCUGGUGGGGGAGGGACUCUUUGAUAGGGGUGCUGCCUGCAGCCCACAGGAGGUCCCUGGUUCAAGUCAGCAUUGCAGCAACCUGCAUGAACAGAGGGCCAGAUUCUGCCAUUGCUGAGUCCCAUGCAAUGCCACUGAAAUGGGUGAGACUGCGUGGGUGUAACCACAAGCUGGAUUCCAGCCCAGCAGAGUCUGCUGCCUACAGCAGGCCACUGGGUUACUCCUUGACUGCCCUCCCCCCAGGGCUGGACCUGGAGAAGAACUGCAAGGCGUGGUUGGCCACCCGCUUUCUGCCCCCACUGCUGUCGGUGGAAAUGCCCAGCCAGAAGGCGUCAGAGCAGAAUAUUGUCCAGACUCCCUAGUAGCCUUGGACACAGUCUACUCUAGGCAGACCCUUGGUUGCAUCAAUGGCAGCAUGUCGCUGUUCAGCCUGGUCCCUCACCCCACACCCUUCGACACAUCCAUACACCAUGUCCCCAGUAGCAAUGUAUCCUGGGGCUCCCGCUCCAUAGCGCAGGGCCAUACGGCUUGGGAGCAUGGGCUUCUUACAAAUGACGAAGUUGUGCACUGUGGGGUGACUUGGUAGGAAGGCUCUGGGUGGCUUUCCAUCCACCAUAGACAGGGCCAGUUCAGCUGCAGGUUCCUUCCCAGGCACUCCAUGCAAGCGGGGCAUCAGGGUCUCAGCUGGCUCUUCUGUGUGGAUAAGUGGUGCCAAGUUCAAGGCAUCGGAGAAGGCGUUUUUUGAAGGCUCCCAUUGCCUGCAAGGGAGUUUGCUUGAUGUGUUGCUAUCGCUCCGUGACAUGGACAGAGCCUGUAAAUCCCACCUGCAGUGCUGGCUACUAUGGCACGUGGAAAGGUUUGGAUCAUGACUAAAGCAAACUAAACUGAGUUUAGAAGGGAAAAUCCACUGCCUCCCCAACUCCCUGCGGCUCUGGCGAGGCUCAUUCUCGAGCUACUUAUGUUGGGGGUUUUGGUUUUGUUUGUUUGUUUUUUUCCUGUAUGAUUUUUGAGUAGCAACUAAAACAAGGUGCCUAAAGGUGACCUGCUGUGUGCUCUGUAGUAGGCUGCAGCCGCCUAGAUCCGAGAAGGCAGCAUCCAGGGCGGCAGGGCACGCCUGCUUGCUGACACUCACGCAUGCCCGCCCCUCCCCGGCAAGAGCGUAAGUACAGCUCAGCACACCAUGGGCAAACCUCAGCCAGACAUUUCACUCUUGUUGCCUCUAACCUGGCAGCUUUGGUCCCCUUGCUGCUUCUUCAACUGCCUGCCCGCUGCAAGGAUCCAUCUUCCUCUGACGUAGCUGGGACUGGCCAGUUGUAGACAGCACUGGAUAGACCGUUAGGUUGAUCCACUCUGGCAAGCCCUUUGUUUAGCACAGCCAGGGUUGCGGGGCAGGCUGCAGGCAGCGCCCAUGUGGAUGCAUAGAUAGGGAGUAGGUGUUGAGUAGCUGUUGUGGGGGGGGCUUCACCUGAACUCUGUCCUUUAGGGAGGGAGAGGCAUGGUCUAGUGGGUAGACUCUGGGACUGGGAGCCCGGUGUCUCCUGUGUUCCCGUCCCAGCUCUGACUCCAGAUCGUGCAAUGCAAGUCACUGCCUCCUCCUUUCUGCCUCAGUUUCCCCAUCUGGUGCCAGGAUGGUCAACUAGUUAUGUUUGUAAAACAUGUGGAAUGUGCUGGAUGAAAUAUUAUUAGGUGUACUAUGGCAGUGUCUAGGGGCCCUAACUGAGGUCAGGGCUGCAGGGUGCUGCACAGACACAGUAGAAGAGAGCCCCUUUUCUAAAGAGCUUACAGUCUAGAUAGACAGGAUGGAGGGUGGGAGGGAAACUGAGACCCAGAGAAGGGAAGGAACUUGCCCAAGGUCACCCUGUAGGAUAGUUCAGAGCCGGCUUUAAACUGCUACUAAUUUAUUGAGUGCGGGACUCGGAGAGAAGGGGAAGCAAACUUAGAGCCUGAAAGUUCAGCCUGGACUCCCCCAAAUUUGGGGGCACUUGGAGCUAGGGCUUGGGUUCAAAUCCACCUCUAGGAAACACAUUUUGUGACACCCCCGAAGUUGGAGAAGCCUCAACAUUUAAGAGCAAAAAUGUCAGAGUUUCUACCACUCAAGAUCUCCUGCCUGUCCAUAGAGGCUGUAAAGCCACUGUGCUGUUGGGGCAUUAACAGCUCCCACACAGCCCCCUCCAGGUCUGCCCUACUUCUUAGCGGACAGUCCCGCAGAGGGCAGACCCAGAGAAAAAAGGCCCACAGAGUGACCAGGACCAGCCAGGAUCUGUGUCUAGGACUCAGCUGUCACAUGGAUUGACACAGGUUCAGUCUCCCCACCUGGCUGCCAGGGAAUAACUAGGACCUCGCCAUGCCCAAUCCCCAUGCUGAGUAAGGAGCGGUGCUGAUGGGAGCCAGAUGGGAGACCCUGGGGGCCAGGAAGCAGAGAGCUCAGAAGAUUCAAUGGAGGAGAUCAUAAGGAGUUACAUAUUCCAAGGACAGAGGGGACCAUUGUGAUCGUCUAGUCUGACCACCUAGAUAACAGGUCAGAGACCUGCCCCCAAUAAUUCCUAGAGCAGAGCUUUGAGAAAAGCAUCCAGCAUUGCUUUAACGAUUAUCUGCGAUGGAGAAUACACCACGACCCUGGUAAAUGGUUCCAAUAGUUCCUCUGCGAGGCAGGGGAAACCCCCAGGACAGGUGAGGUUAGACCAGGGGAUGUUGGCCGGUACUCAGACAUAGAGAUCGCUCACCCACUAUGGAUCAGCAAUCACGGGACUGAUCCCUAGGUGGUGUGAACCAGCAUUGCUCCAUAGGAGUCAAUGGGCCAGAUCCCCAGCUGAUGUACGUUGGAGUCGCACUGGAGCUGCAAAGCUCCACCAACUGUGGAACUGGUCUCUCCAGAGAAAGUAACCGUGAGAUGCGAGUGAGACUGAGGAGGGGACCUGGCAGGGCUUCCCACCAGUGGGUGGAGUCAUUACCGACACCCCACCCCACAGGGAAUCCAACACACCCGGGCGCCUCCCUCACUGGCAAUCAGCGUGCAAAGGCAUGUCAGAUCGGUGCCACCUCCUUGGCUUGGAUGCUGCCUUCCUGCGAGGUGCGCGAGCUCAGCUGUGGGGAAGCCCGUUUGGCUCCAUAUCCAAGAAGCGCACUCAGGUUGCAGUGAAUUUUGGUUCAUUUUGAUGGUACUGUAACUGCCGCCCGACGGUCUGACCACUCCCAAACUCGUGUGUCUGGUGUAUCCGUGUAGCGAUGACCCCUCCUCCUCCUCUCUGACUGUAACCUUCGUCCUCUUCAGCCCAUGCCCAUUUUAAAAAAAAACUGACUUGUGCAAAAAACAUCUGUACUUUCAAAAAAAGAGAGAAAAACCAUCAAAAACAAUAAACUAUUUACACUGUCUUACUAA